Messenger RNA from Adelges cooleyi (spruce gall adelgid), 1000 nucleotides. RefSeq names its product proteasome activator complex subunit 3 (gene REG). Lineage: Eukaryota; Metazoa; Arthropoda; Insecta; Hemiptera; Adelgidae. Gene Ontology annotation, biological process: regulation of G1/S transition of mitotic cell cycle; positive regulation of endopeptidase activity; regulation of proteasomal protein catabolic process. Gene Ontology annotation, cellular component: nucleoplasm; proteasome activator complex; cytoplasm. Gene Ontology annotation, molecular function: endopeptidase activator activity. The record is from RefSeq and is a predicted model, not a curated record. The transcript is spliced from 6 exons. The coding region runs from base 241 to 963 and encodes 240 amino acids.
UAUAACAACAUACACUUACACUACGACUACUCAUUACUCAAUACUUUACCUCGCUCAUAAUCUCAUGGCUUUUGUUUUAACACUUAAAAACACAAAUUAAUAAUUAAAUUAUUGUACAAAUUGUUGUUCACCGUAAACUUAUUAAAGCUUGUUCGAUUUCAAAAAUCUUUAAUUAAAUUAAAUUCCUAUUAAAAACGACGUAGAUAGUCUAAAGCUACAAGUACCAUCUUCUAACAUAAAAUGGCUCAAACUGACGCAGCAAAAAAGGCCAAAGAAUUUCAUGAAACAUUAAAGGUUGAUGCGGAAAAUAGAAUUGUUCAAAAAUUCCCUGAAAGAAUAAUUCAUUUGAAUGAACUACUAAAGAGACCGGAAUUUAAUAUCGCAGACAUGACAAAAUUGAAGUGUAGCCUUGAUAUCCCAAUCGGGACGACAGAAAACAAUGUAAAUCAUUGUGAAGGAAAAACUCCUGGGAAAAGGCCUCGUGUUGAUAGUUCUAAUUCCAAUUCGGGUUUUCAGUCUAUGAUACCGUCUAACAAAAAUCUUACAGAAGUGAUUAAAAUUGUGAAACCAAAUAUUAAACAGUUAGUCGAAGAUACAAAUGCAUUGAAAAUGUGGGUAUCGUUGUUAAUACCGAAAAUCGAAGAUGGUAACAACUUUGGAGUAUCAAUUCAAGAAGAUACUUUAGCUGAAAUUCAGCAGGUCGAAGUUGAAGCAUCCAAUUAUCUUGAUCAAGUUUCUCGUUAUUAUGCUUCGCGGGCUAAAUUAGUUAGUAAGGUCGUUAAAUAUCCGUACAUUGAAGAUUACCGAAGAUCUGUCGAGGAGUUGGAUGAAAAGCAAUAUUUGUCUAUUUCUCUUACCAUGCACGAAAUUCGAAAUCGCUAUUCGACAUUGCACGAUAUUGUCAUAAAGAAUUUCGACAAAAUAAAAAAGCCUCGGUCGUCAAACACCGAUAGCCUGUAUUAAGAAUUUAAGAUUAAAACAUUAAAUUUAAUUAUUCAAA